Colletotrichum phormii is the source of this 2115-nucleotide messenger RNA. RefSeq lists its product as uncharacterized. The record is from RefSeq and is a predicted model, not a curated record. Bases 1 to 2115 code for a protein of 704 amino acids. Lineage: Eukaryota; Fungi; Ascomycota; Sordariomycetes; Glomerellales; Glomerellaceae. Gene Ontology annotation, molecular function: DNA-binding transcription factor activity, RNA polymerase II-specific; zinc ion binding; DNA binding. The transcript is spliced from 6 exons. Gene Ontology annotation, biological process: DNA-templated transcription; regulation of DNA-templated transcription.
AUGCGCGUCCCUGACCUUAUCAGCAACGACAACGCAAUCUCGCAACGCAUACGCCAACGUCACAGUACACCGCCAACAGUGACAGAUGCACCUCCAGCUAUACAAGCAUCCCAGCAUGCAGUCGCAGCCCCUUCUCCUUCAUCGGGGUCCAGAUCACCGGCGCAGGAGGACCAACCAUCUAGAUGGGGUCCAUCUAAUAAGAAACGGCGUCUAACAGCAUCAGCAACCCAUCUCACCCGGAGGAAACGCGCUGCGACAGCAUGCCAGUUCUGUCGUCUUCGCAAGACGAAGUGCGACAACGUCCGUCCCGUGUGUGGAUUCUGUCGACAUCACCAUGCGACCUGCGUCUACGGCGACGAAGAGGAAGAAGAAGGAGACAGAGUGUCUCAUGCUGCCAAAUCCCAGGAUGAAGGUAUCGCGAGCUCGGUCAUCUUGGAAAGACUGGAUGAAAUCAAGCAUUUGCUGCAGAGGCCAAGAAGUCCUUUGAGAGACCAGCCUGCAUCAGUGGUAAUGACUGCGGCACCUCACGCUGAAAUCCACCCAACAGAUGGAAAAUCCUUCAUUCUCGAAUUCGGUACUGAUAUGACCGACGAUGGCCUGAAUCAGCCCAACGACCCCUCCAUGAUCAACGGGCCAGGCAUCCAAGAAGAUGCAUUCGUCCCCCUUUGCCGAAAGUUUCUUACUCAUGUCCACCCCCGAAACCCAAUCCUCGAGGGCCACGAACUGAUAGCCUAUGCCAAACAGACAACUGAACACGGCAUCAAAUGGGAUGCUUCCUCAUGUCUCGUACUCCUCGCCUGUGCCCUAGCAAGUCUGACAACCCCUUGGAUCCCUCCGCAAGAAUCCACAUUCGACACCCAGACCGGUGUAGCAGACAUUCCCUUGCCACCAAUACUAGAACCACAAGACUGCGACACCGCAGAAGCGUACUACCUCGCAGCAUCCAAACGCAUCGGCCUCUUAGGCCCCUCGAUCCUGGACAUCCAAUGCCUCUUCCUGGCCUCCAUGUACGAAAAGUGCUGCCUCCGGCCGAUGCGAGCCUGCUUCUACAUCCAGCAGGCCUCGACGCGCUUGCAGACUCACUUGCUCCGAAGAGGACGCCGGCCAUGGAAAGAGGCUAGCGGAUGGGAGGAACCGACGCAGCCUCUUGAGCAGCGCGUGUUUUGGUCUUGCUUCAAGGCGGAGAACGAGAUCCUCCCGACUUUGGGUCUCCGACCAAGCGGUCUCGAGGACUUCACCUACCCGGACUCCUUCCCGGCGCCUCCCUCGACGCUCUCCACAACGAGGACCAUCACUACCACCACCAGCGUCAACGAGACAUCCGCCAGCCCGUCAGAGUACACCUGGUCCCCGAUCCCAGAUCCUCAACAACGCCUGGAAGAAGAACGCAGCUGGCUCUACUACCUCGCCGAGAUCUCCCUCCGACGAACGAUCAAAAACACAAUGUCUGUGCUGUACCGCAAAGGUGAGGCGUACUGGCUGAGGAACGAGGGGUUAUUAGUCCGACAAUAUGACGAGUUUGAAAAGGAGAUUUCGCAAUUACACUCCCAUCUCCCACCCCUAAUCCAAUUCACCGAACACCACUACCCGGACAACGAACUCGCCUUCUACCUCCAAGGAUGCUUCCAAGGAUGGCGCGAAUCGACCCUCCGCCCGCUCCUCUACUGCGCCCUCCACGGAGCCCGUGGCCGGAGCCAGGGCCGAGAUGACCCGCGUCUACCGACUCAUGUUCAAAGUGAAGACUAUCCGACGAACUCGCGCGUAAUCCACCUCGCUCAAAAAGCCGUCGACACCUGCGCCGCCAUGAUCGUCAAAACGGCGCACCACCACCGCCACGGCGGAAGCUGGUUCGUUGCCCGCCGCGCAUUCUCCUGCGCCGUAAUGACCCUCGCAGCCGUCGUGGGGGCAGAGAAUUGUCCUGUUAAACCGCCCUCAAAUUGGGCUUCUCUCGUACGGCUUGCGUUGAGAGUUCUCGGGCGAUGGGGCAAAGAGGCGCAUGACCUCGAGCGGAUGCGGGAGACGCUCCAGCGGCUCUUUCACAGGGUGCAGCAGAAGGCGGCUUCGCCUACCAAGUCGGUUCGAUUCCUAUCGGCGUCAACUGGUGGUUUGGCCUAG